Messenger RNA from Hyalella azteca, 5783 nucleotides. RefSeq lists its product as uncharacterized. The record is from RefSeq and is a predicted model, not a curated record. The coding region runs from base 307 to 4569 and encodes 1420 amino acids. NCBI's taxonomy places the organism in Eukaryota, Metazoa, Arthropoda, Malacostraca, Amphipoda, Hyalellidae. The transcript is spliced from 8 exons.
UUCGAUUGUGUAUGUUAGCUUGCGACUGACGAAUGAGACCACCAAAAGACUUGUUUACUUCAGAAUUUGUGUCGUUUGGUAACCAAAACAGCGGAUUUAAUAUUUUAAUUUUCAUUAUCUUCUUAAAAAUAUGAGUGGAUCCAUCUCUAGUCCCAGUAUAGGGCUAAAAGAGAGUUGUUUGUGCUAUUUGCAAGUGUUCGGGGCGUAAGCAACAUGGCGGCCGUUUAGCGUCUCUGGCCUGAAGGCUGGAAAUUGAGUGCGGUUCGCUAUAUUUGAGAUUGGUCCAGUGCAGGGUGCUCUUCAGCAAUGACGGAAACAUCAAGUGUCACUUCAAGCAAUUAUGCUCAGGACAUGUUCUCACCUAUACAGUUUUGUGAGGUGGUACAAGAAGGAUCACAACUUCACCUGCAGCAGCAUCAACAUCCACAACAGUAUCCUCUCCAGCUGUCUGUGACAAACACAAGUUCAUCAAAUGUAACAGCGACAUCAAAUAUGAUGAUAUCUACCAUGACAUCUACAGGACAGACCAUCCAACAACAACAGCCACAGAAAUCUCCUCAAGAACAACAACAACAGCUUCUUCAACAUAUGCCCCAGCAGUCACAGCAAAUAUUACUGUCACCACAAAAAGCUCCGACUUUCACCUCAACUUCUUUACUUGCAACUUCUACACUUCCUCUUCCCACACCUCCUCACCAUAUGUCACCGUCAUCUUCUGCUCUUGCUCCUUCCCCUCUUCACCAUCACCCACAUCACCUCCACCAGCUGCACUUGCACCAUCAUCACCACCUUCAACAACAUCAUCAGCAUCAGCUGCAACCCAUGCAGCCUCACCAAGUUCACCCACAUCAUCAUCACCAUCAUAUUCACCCACAUCAUCUAUACCCUCAUCAACACCAAUUACAGAUUCAUCAGCAGCAACAGCAGCACAUGCAUCAUCACCACCAUCACCAACAACAUCUGCACCAAGCCCAACAUCUCCAACAACAACAGCAUCAACAACAACAGCAACAUAUCAUUCCCCAGCCUGGGCUUCAACAAGCAAUGCUUCCUCCACCUCAUGUGCCAUUAGUCCCUCUGAAAACGAAAUCAAAUUCUAGACAGUCUAAACCAAAGCAGAGUCGUGCUGCUCAGUCAAGAAAUACUGGCAAUGCAAGCAAGAGUAACGGGACUUCUAUUUCAAAGGAUGCAAAAUCAAAACAUUCUCAGAAUGAACAACCCCUCAAAAUUACUGAUAAGUGUUCAAGUACCAAUAAUUUCGUUCAUGCUAACCAACAGUCUGUUAAAACGGAUAUGGGGGCUCAAGUCUCAAGUGAUGCGCAAUCAAAGAAACCUAAACACUUGAAUACAGAAAGUCCAGAUGUCAUUAAACAUUGUGCAGCUGAUAAGCGCUCUAGUAUAACUGCAAUGGGAGGCACCACUAAAAAAUGUGUCACUACCACAACGAACUCAAGCGGGAAUUGUUCUUAUGAAACUGAGAAGUAUGAUGGUUCUUCGAAAGAAGAAAUGAAAAAAGAUAUUCAGUUACUGAAGACUGAAGCUGAACUGUCUGGUACUGGUGUCUUGGUGACAUCAGAGUCUGACACUAAACAGUCGUCCGUGAAAGCUGAAGUAAAAACUAAAUUUCCUGCAAGUGUCGAUAAUGAGCAAAUUAUUGAAGAUGCUUGUGAAACUGCCAAUACUAAUACCAUAAACGAUAAGCUCCACACUGUUUCAAUUUGUACAACCGUCAGUAAUUCUUCUUGUAGUAAUACAACAGCAAACUCCACUGGAAGAUCAAAAGCACCUUCAUCAACUUCGGAGCUCUCUCUGCCGGGCCAUAAAAUGGAAGCAUCUUCUUCAGUGCCACUUAUAUUGUCAGCCCAGGUACCGCCCUUACAACUAUUGACACCUUCAACUUCGUCCUUGCAACAAAUGUCCUCAUCUGAUCUGGCUACCGUCCAGGAUUCGGUACCGCCAAUUUUGCACCAGCCUUCCCUCGUUACCCUACAGCUCCCUACCUCUGAGCACGCUAUACCUGCAGCAAGCGCUGGUAUGGAACAUGGAUCCAUUACUACUACACUUGGAGAAUCGUACAAAAUUGGAAAAACAGAAUACACUACUCAGUCCAUUUUGCAGAGUCCUUCUAAAAUAUUGUUUCUUCAACCCAGCAUGAAGGCUUUACCCGAGUCGUCAUCAGUCUUCAUAACUUCAACAAAAAGUAUUCCCUUUGUUCACCAAAACAAUGAUGUUGCUUCACCUGCCAGCGUUGCUGUUUCAUAUCCAGAUUCAAUAUCUAAAUUAAAUGCAUCGGUUCCAACUCCUAUAACUUCACAUGUCAACUUGCCUGCUUUUAUCUGUCCUGAAGUGCCAGUCUCUAAUUCAAAUUACAGUAAAGGAAAUGAAUCUUCCAAUGCGAAUUCUUUUUCGCAGAUAAAAGAAGUUGAGUGUUCUCAAAUCAAGACAAGUCCGGGAGAUGAAAUAAAUGUUACUUCUAAAUCAACUGAUGUGGUUUCCUCAGAAGCUGCGGAUUCUACUGUAGCAUUGAAAAGGAAGCCAAGCAAGCCUAAAGUGGCCACACGGUCCGUGUGUAUUGGCACAGACACUGAGCCUGAUUUUCCGUGCAAUCCUUAUGAACUUUCCCCUCCACACCUUCGAGUGUCGGUCAGCACCAACACAUCUCCCCCUGAAUCACCUGCACUAAUUACUGAUAUUUGUCCUAAUGUUGAAAAUUUGUCUGAUGGGUACCAUUCACUAAGUCCUAAAACUGAAUUUCCGUCCAAAAAUCUGGAUGAAAAUGUCGUUCAUUCUCCUUCUGCAUUAGAGAUGGAUGAAUGCAAACCCUCUUCGACCAUUUCUAAUGAUUCUAAGACUCUAUUCAGUGAAGAUUUCAAACCUUCUUUUGCUGGAAAAGUGUCAAUUUUUUCUGAAGAGCAUUCAACGAACCGAUUUCAAACGUCAGAUUUGACUUCUGACAAGCAGACGCCUACUUUGAUGGAUGAAUCGCUGACUGGUAUUAAAAUUAAUAACAUGAGUAACUGCGAGGUACGUGAUGUUGAAGAAUUGAAGGAAUUUUGUGACACGGAAAUCUCGCACAUGAGUCCAAGUGUUGUCUCAUGUCACUCCGAUUCGUCCAGUUCGUUAAGUGACGACAGUGCAGUGCAUGAUUGCGAGCUCCAGCUUCCUGAUGAACCUGAUUCAACUUUUGAUACAUACCCCACUGUUGAAGUUCCACCUGACAGCUCAGCGCGAAGUAAUCUCCAGAACGAAGUGUCAAAUAAAGAUGAUGAGGUGAUGGUGAUCGCGAUGACGCCAGGCCACGCAGCCCAAGGUGUGGACAAGGCGCCCGUGAAGCGGACCUGGCGUCGCCCUUGGAAAAAGAAGAAGGAGCGCGAGAAGAAGAAGAAGCCCGCGCGCAAAGUGCGUCGAAGCAAACCCAGGCGACGCGCCACGUAUCACCGAACGCAAGUCAUACACAUCGACGUUAGAAACGGACCUCCGAUUGACACGACAAAGACGAUUGUGAGCCGGCAGUCGGAAGACCACAUCGAUUCUUUAAAGCAGAAGCGGCAAAGGAUAAAACUCAACCGAAAUUCAGGGAGGGAAUACGUCAACAGGCUUGGCAAGAUCGUACAAGCUCGGAAAGUUGGCAAGCCCUGCAACUGCCCCAUGAAAUGCUGGGACAGAAUGGGCUCCAAGGUUGUGGUGAUCUUCAAUAACUUCUGGGAUCUCUGUGAUUUUAAUUUGCAGAACUCCUACCUUUUCACGUGUCUCAAACUCUGUGAUGUCAAAAGAAGAUAUACGAAAAAACCCGCUGAAGAGUCACGUCGUCAGAACACGUUCGAGUAUUUCGUACGGAUCAGCGGCAAGCACGUACGCGUCUGCAAACGUGCCUUCAUGAGCGCACAUGGCCUCACAUCAGACAAGAGGCUCAGAACUUUGCUCUCACAAAUGAAGGAUGGCGCACUGCUGCCCAUUUAUGACCGGAGAGGAAAGCAUCUGCGCCCCAUGAAGCCUAGCGGCAAUUUAGAUUCUUCAUCUCCCACUGCUUCAACUUCUUCAUUUUCGUCUCCCCUGCACCAGACCUCUACCACCGGGCCAGUAUCGUCCACUUCAGUGGCUGCAUCUAAAAAACGUACACGAGUCUCACCUUCGAGCGGAAGCGGCUCAAAUAAUUCCGGCAAGAAGAAACCGCAAAACGCAAGUACCGGCAGAAACCAUCUGGGAAAUUUGGGGUUAGCGAAUAGCAAAAGUGGGGUGUACCCACCCCCGCCGCCCACCUCAAUGGUGCCCCUACAUGGUGUCGUUCCUCACUGCUCGGUGCCGUCCCCCUUGGGAAGCAUGACUACAGCAACUCCCACUGUGUCGGGAGCGGUGCUGCAUCCCUCGGCUGCUCCUGGCCACGGUAAUGCCAUGCAGGAGCCUCCGCAUUCAUAUAUUCCUAAUGGAGAAAUUUAUUUCGCCAGUCAUUACCUGGACCCAAGUCAAGGGAUGACUCACAUUAACCAAAUUACGCCUCAGUGCCAAAAAAUGCUUGAAAGCCCUGCUUAUUUUAUGGCUGGGAUGAAAGAAAACACGUUUCAUCAGUGACCGCGCGAUGUUGAUCCUCGUUAAUUUUAUGUAUAUUUAGGUGCUUAGCAGGUGGUCGUUUACUGGGCCAGAUGCGUUGAAUAUAGCUAUCAACGACAUUGUACAUUUAUUUCUAUGCAUCUUUGAGUACAGUUUGGUUUACCUACGUUUUAAGUGUAAGCAUAAUUAGGGCAUCACUCGUCCAUAUGAAUCUCUAAUAUUAUGCCUCAUCCUUGCCCCACACAAAUUAUCUCUGACAGGGCAUUGACAAUACUACUCCUAGCAAGCAUUUAUUUAGCAAGCAUUUAUUUCUUUAAGAGACAUUUUAAUUAUAACCUUAAGUGUUGGCAAUCCUUGAUCAAGUCACAAAUAAGUUCGCGUGCAUUAAGUUCAUCCCUGGCUGUGUUUACUAUUAGAAACAUCUUGAAUGUAUGGGUUACGUGCUGUAUAUGCACGUCUUAGACGACGAUUGCUCGUUUCCAGGUUGUGCAGUGAGGUGAAAAAAGGAGCUAUCGAAAUAAUCGCAUCUUGAACACAUUUGAUAUGCUUCAAUAUGUACUGAGUUGUCCAAAUCGUAACUCUAGGAGAUAUCAGCAAGACAUUAUUCAAAUAGUUGCGCGGGUUUUGCCCUUGGGUGGGUUGUCUUGACCCUAUAUUUCACACGACAAAAAGGCGUAGUAGUGCUACGUGCAUCAUCAUAAUUUGGUAUGUAACCUAUUCAUUUUUCUAAAUGAUAUGGUGAUGAGGUAAAGAAAAAUGGACGUAUUUUUUCGGAAUCUCAAUUGUUACCGAUUGUUCAUUUCUGCGUAUUGCGCUGUGACGAGUCGAGUAGAAAGUCCGUCAUUUGUCUCAAUCGUAUUUCGAGAUUCUCUGUUAUGUUCAUUAUUUUCAAUUUGCAUUAUUUUUCUGCUUCGCUUCGUGAGCAAUUUUGUAAUACUCGUAAUAUUAGUACUAAACUUUACAUCUAGAAAACACCUCAUGGGUGCUAGUACCUUGCAAACAAUGGUGCCAAACUUUGCCAUAUGUUGAAGAUAGUUCAUUGAGAUAAGGAAAGCCUCGUUAUAAGUGGUAAGCGCUUUUAGAAGUAUGCGAGCUAGUAAAAAAUAUUUCGCGGGCCCCAUCUUAAGUACCGGAAUACACUAAUGUAUUGUAUCAAGAGAACUCAUUAUAUUUAAUUACCUGGUGAUUUAUAAAUUUGCAGCGUCCUGCUGAACAUUUAACGUAUGUUCUUUGAA